UCAGAAGGUCCAGCAACCUGACCAGACUGGAUUUGCCAGGGUGCAAGCUUCCUUGCAUGUCCACACGUCCUCAACAGGGAAGGGUCUACCCAGGGCCAUCCUGCCUCAAAGGAGAAGUGGUUUACUGCUUUCCCCACCUCUAGAGGGAAUGAGGGCCCCUGCUCCUGGUCCUUACUCUACUCCAUUGUCCAGUUGGCGUAUGCCCUGAGGCUUCCAUUAUACAGAUUGGAAGCUAAGGUGUAAAAGAACUAAGAAUUUGCAUAAGAUCCCCAACAGGUAAAGACAGGCCCCAAACCUAGGCUCUAGACUUCGUUUUUCUGACCCAGCUUCCUUUAACCUGUAGGGCUGGCCCAACGCCCCGGGCUUCACCCAACACUGGGCGCACGCGGUAAGUCCGAGAGGCUGGGUCGGGCGCCCAAGCGAGGGCCCAGGUGGGGCGAAACAGGCGCAGCCAAAGGGCUGGCACCUUCGCCCCCCGCCGUGGAUUCAAAGGGUCGGGCUCCACCCCCUCGAAGCCCCGAGCCCACUUUGAUGUGCUGAUGCGGCCUGGAAGGGGCCACUUCACACCUCGGGCUCGGCAUAAAACAGCCGCCGGUCGCCGGCCCCCAGACGCGCCGUCGCUGCCAUGGCCCGGCCCCUGUGCCCACCGCUCUCCGAGUCCUGGAUGCUCUCCGCGGCCUGGGGCCCAACUCGGCGGCCGCCGCCCUCCGACAGGGACUGCGGCCGCUCCCUCGUCUCGUCCCCAGACUCAUGCGGCAGCACCCCAGCCGACAGCCCCGUGCCGAGCGCCGCGCGUCCCGUCUCCCGCCUGGAUCCCCGCGCCCCCACCGUAGGGAAGCGCGGCGCGCGCAGCAGCCGCCUGGGCAGCGGGCAGAGGCAGAGCGCCAGCGAGCGGGAGAAACUGCGCAUGCGCACGCUGGCCCGCGCCCUGCACGAGCUGCGCCGCUUUCUACCGCCGUCCGUGGCGCCGGCCGGCCAGAGCCUAACCAAGAUCGAGACGCUGCGCCUGGCCAUCCGCUACAUCGGCCACCUGUCGGCCGUGCUGGGCCUCAGCGAGGAGAGUCUCCAGCGCCAGCGCCGGCGCCGGCAGCGCGGGGACGCGGGGUCCCCUCGGGGCUGCCCACUGUGCCCCGACGGCUGCCCCGCGCAGACGCAGACACGGACGCAGGCGGAGGGGCAGCGGCAGGGGCAGGGGCGCAGGCUGGGUCUGGUCUCCGCCGUCCGCGCCGGGGCGUCCUGGGGGUCCCUGCCUGCUUGCCCCGGAGCCCGAGCCGUGCCCGAGCCGCGCGACCUGCCUGCGCUCUUCGCCGAGGCAGCGUGCUCGGAAGGGCAGGUGAUGGAGCCGAGCCCACCGUCCCCGCUCCUUCCCGGCGACGUGCUGGCCCUGCUGGAGACCUGGAUGCCCCUCUCGCCUCUGGAGUGGCUGCCUGAGGAGCCCAAGUGACAGCGGACAACUGACGCCGUCUCUAUGAGCACCGAGGCUCUUUUGGCCUCAGCCCCUUCGAAGUGGUUCCUUAGCAGACUGCCUUUCCUGGAAGAGGGCACCGGCGAUCCCGGCAGGGGCAUUCCUGCGGGUGAGAGCCUUGCCCACCACAGCGGCCCUUCUCAGCACCCCCCCUCCAUGGAGGGACCCAUAGAGUUAGACACUUUGAAGCAAGCAGGAGGCUCUGCCUAAUGUGAAUUUAUUUAUUUGUGAAUAAACUGCUGGUGUCCGUUGGCAA
Molecule: messenger RNA, 1721 nt
Organism: Macaca mulatta (Rhesus monkey)
Lineage: Eukaryota; Metazoa; Chordata; Mammalia; Primates; Cercopithecidae
Gene: MESP1
Product: mesoderm posterior bHLH transcription factor 1
Biological process (GO): regulation of transcription by RNA polymerase II; mesoderm formation; heart morphogenesis
Cellular component (GO): nucleus
Molecular function (GO): RNA polymerase II cis-regulatory region sequence-specific DNA binding; protein dimerization activity; DNA-binding transcription factor activity, RNA polymerase II-specific
Source: RefSeq, a predicted model, not a curated record